CACCCAUUCUUCACUGACCAAAAUUUCCCCGUUCAAAAUAACACUCAACCCUUCCGUCAACCUUUCACAUUGUUCAAAAUGGCUACUGCACGUACAGCAAUCGUCAACCGGGACACCAAUGAAACGAAAAUCAAGCUGUCUCUGUCUCUUGACGGCGGAGUUUUGCCCGAGUCCAGCGAUGCCGAAGUAGAGAACAAAUCGGAAAAGUCCCAUGCUUCUCAAGCUUCGGCAUCUCAAUCAAUUUCAGUCGAUACCGGUAUUGGUUUCCUUGAUCACAUGCUGCAUGCUCUCGCAAAACACUCUGGGUGGUCGUUGAAGUUGGUGACACGAGGCGAUUUGCACAUUGAUGACCAUCACACGGCGGAGGACACUUUCCUCGCCCUCGGCCUCGCUGUCAAGCAGGCGCUCGGCGCAAAUGUUGGUCUUGCUCGCUUUGGUUAUGCGUAUGCGCCGCUAGAUGAAGCUCUUUCGCGAGCUGUUGUGGAUGUGUCCAAUCGGCCGUACUGUGUCGUCGAUCUCGGCCUACGACGCGAGAAGAUUGGCGAUCUAAGCACCGAGAUGAUCCCGCACUGCCUGCAGAGCUUUUCGCAGACCGCCGGAUUGACAAUGCAUGUCGACUGCCUGCGGGGCGACAACGAUCACCACCGCGCGGAAAGUGCAUUCAAGGCUUUGGCUCAGUCGUUGCGUAUGGCCAUGACCCGUGUCAAGGGCAAGGAAGGAGAAGUCAUGAGCACCAAGGGUGUGUUAUAAUAACACCCAUGCAUCUACCUUUCGUUUCACAUAGAUUGGGAGUGGGAGAAUACGGGGGCUGCUUCAUACGAUGAAAAGCGUUGUAUAUAUCUAGCGAUCAAUUUUCUUACAUGAUUUGGACAAUGCAAUAUGCGCACGACGCAAUCAUAAUUGACAGAUUUGCUUUGCUGGGCAGACCAGACGCCCUUUCUCUAUCGAAUUCUCCUUUGACGAAACAAAACAGAGCGCCAAAAACACCGACAGAAAGAAUCGCUUCAUUGGAUAUGAAUGUGAAAGAAAAAUUUUAACCCAUCUUGCCUG
This is a messenger RNA of Xylona heveae TC161, 1050 nucleotides long. Its product is annotated as imidazoleglycerol-phosphate dehydratase. Gene Ontology annotation, molecular function: imidazoleglycerol-phosphate dehydratase activity. NCBI's taxonomy places the organism in Eukaryota, Fungi, Ascomycota, Xylonomycetes, Xylonales, Xylonaceae. The record is from RefSeq and is a predicted model, not a curated record. Gene Ontology annotation, biological process: L-histidine biosynthetic process. The transcript has 2 exons. Bases 79 to 750 code for a protein of 223 amino acids.